CUCAGGACAGAGCUACACUUGCACCAGAUGCCAGAGAGCAGCUCGUUUGGAAUCCUGCCGCCAACGAAGACUGAAGAGAAACAGAAAGCCUCCGUGGCGUUCGGAAGGCUGGUGGCUGCCAUGGAAACGCUGGGAUUCACAGCCAAUGAGCAGAGAGCAAUCUGGCACGUGCUAGCCGGAAUAUACCACCUGGGGGCAGCGGGGGUCUGCAAAGUGGGCAGGAAGCAGUUCCUGCGGUUCCAGUGUGCUCAGAACGCUGCGAGUGUGCUGGGCUGUGAGGGGGAGGAGCUGUCCACCGCCGUGUUCAAGCACCACCUGAAACACAUCCUCCAGCAGGCCACCAGGGGCGCCGCGAGCAGACACAGCACUGAGAGCGGGGACAGCGCUGAUGGUCCCAAGCUGUCCGGAGCGGAGUGUGUGGAGGGCAUGGCGGUCGGACUCUACGAGGAGCUCUUCACCAUGGUGGUCUCCCUUAUCAACAGGUCGGUCUCCUCCAAGCAGCUCUCCCUGGCCUCCAUCAUGGUGGUGGAUACGCCCGGCUUCCUGAACCCUCGCCACGGCAACAAGGAGCGCGCUGGAACCUUCGAGGAGCUGUGCCACAACUACGUGCACGAACGGCUGCAGGCCUUCUACCAUGAGGGGACCUUCAGCACCCCACUGCAGAGAUACAGACAGGAGAAUGUUCCAGUGCAGUUCGAGGAGCCAGAGAGCAGUCCGGCCAAAGUGGUUUCUGUGAUCGACCAGACCUCACUGCAGGUGAAAGGCCCUGUGCCUGGGCAGGGGGAUGAGCCUCGGGGGCUGCUCUGGGUGCUGGAUGAGGAGGUUUUGACCCCGGGGUCCAGCGAAGCUGUAGUACUUGAACGACUUUGCAGUUACUACCAGAGCCAGCCCAGCGACGAUGAAACCCCCUGUGCAGUGCGUCAAUGUGAGCAGCCCCUGCAGUGUGAGAUCUCGCACCAGCUGGGCAGGGACCCCGUGCGCUACGACCUAAGCGGCUGGUUCAGCCGGGCCAAGCCCAACCUGUCUGCCCUCAACGCUGGACAGAUCCUGCAGGAGUCCAGCCUUCCGAUGGUUCGGUCCCUCUUCGCCCCGCGCUCCAAGGUCAUGUCGAUGUGCCGCUCGGUUGGCGGUCUGGAGGGCAGUUCCCAGCAGGCUAUGCAGCGGACGGGCUGCGUGAGAAAAACCUUCAGCAGUGGGCUGGCGUCUGUCAGGAGGAGAUCGCUGUGUGCCCUGGUCAAGCUGCAGGCGGACGCCCUGAUAAACCUGAUCAAGCGAUCCCGCACCCUGUACCUGCACUGCCUGCUGCCUCGCUCGGAGCUCGACGGAGUGGACUGGAAGAGUCCUCCUGUCCUGGAGGUGGCAGUGAUGCGCACUCAGCUCCACGCUGCUCAGCUGCUCCAGGCUGUGCAGCUCUACAGGACUGGGUACCCCGAUCACAUGGCGCUCAGUGAUUUCAGACACCGCUUUCAGGCCCUAGCCCCGCCCAUCAUGAAGAAGUACGGCUCCGUGUUCAUGAGGACGGACGAGAGGAAGGCCGUGCAGGAGCUGUUGACAGAGCUGGACCUCGCCAAGAAGAGCUUUGCGGUCGGCCUGAGUCAGGUGUUUCUGAAACAUGGAGUGCUGUCCUCUCUGGAGCUGCAGAGGGAGAAGCUCGUCACCCACAUUCUGGUGUUGCUGCAGGCUGCCAGCCGGGGCCACCUCUCACGCCAGCACUACCGCCUCAUGAAGGUCCGGGAGCUGGCAGUGCGCUGCAUACAGAAGAAUCUGCGCAAGCUGGCAGGGGUGCGGGACUGGAGCUGGUGGAGACUGCUGUGCGGAGUGCGCCCCCUACUGGACAUCAACAUCGAGGACCACAAGUUCAGGGCCAAGGAGGAUGAGAUCACAGCGCUGAGAAGGAGGCUGGAGAAGUCAGAGAGAGAUCGUAACGAGCUGAGGCAGAGCGCCGAUGCACUGGAGACAAAGGUGACGGACCUGUCCUCCGAGCUCUCGGAUGAGCGUUUCAAGGGUGAGGCGGUGUGUCAGGUCCUGGACAGCGAGCGAGCGGAGCGGCUGAGACUGAACUGGGAGGUGAAGGAGCUGCAGAGUAAGUACGAUGUGGCGCGGAGGAGCCUGGAGUCUGUGGAGAGAAAGCUGGAGCAGGCCAUGCAGCAACUGCAGACCUACGAGCUGGAGAGAGGGAUCACCCCCGGCACAGGGGACGAGUGGCAGCUCCGCUACGACUGCGCCCAGACGGAGAUGGAGUUCCUGCGGAAGCGUCUGCGGCAGAUGGAGGAGAGGAUGGAGUCCGAGCUGCAGGAUCGCAAGGAGCUGGAGCUGAAGCUGACAGAUUUGCAAGGGAAGUUUGAUGAGACAAAGCGGGCAGCCUUGCAACUGAAGAGGAAGUGUCGACGGGUGACCUUUGACCUCCAGGACACGCGAGUGCUCAUGGAGAGCCAGCAGGGGCGGAACCACGACCUGGAGAAGAAACAGAGGAGGUUCGAUACAGAGCUGGCCCAGGCCCUGGGAGAGGCUUCCUUGGAGAGGGACCUCCGAGAGAAAGUGUCCCAGGAGAACAACAGCAUCCGGUCAGAGAUCUUCAAACUGCAGCGCAGCAUCCAGGAGGGGCAGUCGGAGCUGGCCUUGUUGCUCCAGCAGAAGGAAGAGCUAGACACUCAGCUGCAGGACCUGGCCAUGCCACAGACCCUCCACCCCGACUCGGCCGCCACGCUGAAGAAGCAGCUGAGGGAGCUGGAGGUGAGAGUGAAGGAGCUGACCGCUGAGCUCACCAAGCAGGCAGACACAAUCCAGCAACAUGAGCAGACGAGGCUGCGGUUCGAGAUGGAGAUGGAGAGGAUGAAGCAGAUCCACCAGAAGGAGCUGGAGGACAAAGAGGAGGAGCUGGAGGAUGUGCAGAAAUCAUCCCAGAGACGGCUGCGGCAGUUGGAGAUGCAGUUGGAGCAGGAGUAUGAGGAGAAGCAGCUGGUUCUGCACGAAAAGCUGGACCUAGAGGGGCUGAUAGCCACCCUGUGUGAGCAGAUCGGGCAUCGUGAUUUUGAUGUGGAAAAGCGUCUUCGCAGAGACCUGAGGAGAACUCACACCCUGCUGGCCGACGCACAGCUGAUACUGGGAACACUGGAGGAUCCAGUGAGCAAUGGGAUCAGCAAAGAGGAGGCAGAGAGGCUGCAGUCCCAGCUAGCGGAGAGCGAGACCAGAUAUGUGCAGGCUGAGAAGAUGCAUAAGACUCUGAUGAUGGAACUGGACAGUGCACAGCUGGAGCUGGAAAACAUCUGCCAGAACAAGAGUCUGGUGGAUGAGCAGCUGUUCCAGCUCCAGCAUGAGAAGGCAGACCUGCUGAAGAGGAUCGAGGAGGACCAGGAGGAUCUGAACGAGCUCAUGAAGAAGCACAAGGCCCUCAUUGCACAGUCAUCCAGUGACAUCAGUCAGAUCAGGGAGCUGCAGGCUGAGUUGGAGGAAGCCAAGAAGGAGAGGCAGAGCCUGCAGGAGAAGCUGCAAGCCAGUCUGAGUCGUGUCAGCUUCAUGGAAGGGUCCAUGGUGGAACGCAGCAUCGUCAGCAGACAGGAGGCGCUGAUCCGUGACCUGGAGAACAAGCUGGAGUUUCAGAGUGGUCAGAUCAAGAGGUUUGAGGUGCUGGUGCUGCGGCUGAGGGACAGCGUGGUGCGGAUGGGGGAGGAGCUGGAGCAUGCUGCCGAGACGGAGGCCCGGGAGAAGGAGCAUGCCCAGUACUACCAGCAGCGGCUGCAGGAGAUGAGAGUGGAGAUGGAGGACCUGGCCCGCAGUGAGCUGGAGAGCAGCCGGCGCAGAGUCGAGCUGGAGAUGAGGGUGGAGGAGCUGAGUGCAGUCAGGCAGACAUUACAGGCCGAUCUAGAGACAUCAAUCAAGCGCAUCGCGGAUCUACAGACUGCCCUGGAGGAAGAGUCCAGUGAUGAAAGUGACUCUGAAAGCGUCCAGACAGCAGUGGACUCCUUUGACAGGAAGCGAGACUUAGACAGACAGUCCACUGUGGGAUCCAUGGUCAGUGUGGACCCCGAGGAGGGGAUCAGGUCCUGGCUGGGGGUCCCCCGGGGCCCCGGAUCCCCCUACGGAAGCAGCGCGGCCGGCAGCGUGGCCAGACAGUCUGCGUCCGACACCAUGAGUAUGUACAGCGUCAGGUCGCUCCCCAGAGACUCGGAGGGGAGCAGGCCGGGCUCCUCGCUCAGCGUGCUCAGCCUGCGGAGGAGGGAGCUGGGCCAGGACCAGGACAGCCAGUCACAGAACAGCUUCGGGGAGGGAGCCAGGCGUAGAGUCACGUCGCCCCUGGCAGAAUCCACAGGCUCUACAGGGUCCGCAGAGAUAGAGGAGAGGGAGCGGGCCCCCAGCUCGCUGGCACUGUCAGAGUUCCUGGAAGAGCUGCGUCGCAAGCGGGGGAGCGAGCGAGCUGACCAGGGGAGUGGAGUGGGGCGGGAGGGGGUUGACACGCUGCCUAUAUACCAGACUACAGCAGCGUCGGUGCUGAGAAGGCGUGGCAGCUCCAUGCUUGAGCAGGAAGACGUGAAGAGUGUGGGCUCAGAGAUGUCCUUCAGGCCCACCUUCUUCAGACACACCUCUGAGCCUCAGGAUGCCAGCCAGGCCGUUGCCAGCUCUGCCCUGAGCCCUCGCAUGACUCGAUCGGCCAGCCUUAGGUCCCUCCCUGAAUCCACAGGGGACCGGAGGGUGACCCGAUUCAGCUCCUGUGAGGCCCUGUCCCCCAGCCCCGGCACCCCCCGCCAUACUCUUCCCAUCCUGGAGGCUGCUACAGAAGAAGAGGAGUUGUCCUGGCCCCUCUCCAGGGUCCUGACACCAAUCCGGAAGCGCCUGGGGCUGUCUAUCGCAGUGGAAGAGGACGGGGAGGAGGUGCAGCUGGGGAAGGAGCCGCUGGUCUUCAGAAACCGGAGGCUGAGCAACCUGACGGAUGAAGACAAGACGGUGGAGAGCAAAGGAGAUGACAUGGAGCCGGAGAUCCUGCCUGCCAUCCGCAGGGCCCAGUCCAGCAGCAGCCUGGCCCGGAGCGGGGUGGAGCACAGGGAGGGCAGGCGGACACUCAGCGUCCACUUUGGGGAGCUGCCCUCGCCCAAGACUGCAGCUCAUAAGGGGGGAUCCGACUCCAACUCUGACUCUGACUCCAAGGGAUCCACUGUGUCGCUCCGUAGCAUAGAGAGUGCAGGGGCCAGAAGAGCACGUCCCAGCAGAGCUCAGGGGGAGCUGGGGGAGGAGGAGAUGCAGCAGCAAGAAGCAGAGGGUCAUGAGAGAGACGUUAGCAGCGUGAUGAGGAAGUACCUGCGCAAGAAGGACAGCUAACACAGUUUCCAUGGAGCCGGACACUGACCUGCCCAGGGCAGAGGAUGAGAGCACGCCCCCUUGUGGGAACCAACAGUAGUUUGUAAAGAAAGAUAAAGGGACAGUUGAUAAAAAAAUGGAGUUUGUUAAACAAUGUUGU
Messenger RNA from Polyodon spathula (Mississippi paddlefish), 5452 nucleotides. Its product is annotated as unconventional myosin-XVIIIb-like. The record is from RefSeq and is a predicted model, not a curated record. Lineage: Eukaryota; Metazoa; Chordata; Actinopteri; Acipenseriformes; Polyodontidae. Gene Ontology annotation, molecular function: cytoskeletal motor activity; protein binding; ATP binding. The transcript is spliced from 34 exons. Gene Ontology annotation, cellular component: myosin complex. The annotation marks the transcript as partial.